Molecule: messenger RNA, 1006 nt
Organism: Solanum stenotomum
Lineage: Eukaryota; Viridiplantae; Streptophyta; Magnoliopsida; Solanales; Solanaceae
Exons: 1
Coding region: 65-952 (295 amino acids)
Source: RefSeq, a predicted model, not a curated record
CAUACACAGAGUGAGAGAGACAAUAAUCGGAGCAGAGAUUUUAUUUUUUUUUGAGAAAUUAUCAAUGGGUAACAUAGAGAGCGUAGCAAAAGCUGCACUUGAGAAAUUGAAGGAGAUGAAUAUGGUGGAAAACGCAAAGGAGAUCGUCAAAAGAACAACGCCGUUUGUAUCGGAAUAUGCGCGGAUCCUAUUUGAUGGGUUACUGGAAAAUCUGAAGCAGAUUGUCGUGAAAACGAUGCCGGUCGGGCGAACUUCAUCCGACUGGUUACUGGAAAAUCUGAAGCAGAUUGUCGUGAAAACGAUGCCGUUUGUACGAACCUCAUCGGACUGGUUACUGGAAAAUGCGAAGGAGAUUGUCGUGAAAACGACGCCAGUUGUACGAACCUCAUCGGACUGGUUACUGGAAAAUGCGAAGGAGAUUGUCGUGAAAACAACGCCGUUUGUACGAACCUCAUCGGACUGGUUACUGGAAAAAGCUCCUGCACGGAUAUCUACUUCGAUAAAUUCGAUCCGUAUAGCUCCAAUAUAUUACACCAUUCCAAUCGGAUUUCUGCUGAUUUUGUUCCUCCGCCGGUGCUGCAGCGGCGGCGACGGCGGAAAUGGGAAGACGAUGAAAGCUCCGGGAAGGAAUAAUGUAAGGAUACUGGAAAAUGCGAAGGAGAUUGUCGUGAAAACGACGCCGUUUGUACGAACCUCAUCGGACUGGUUACUGGUAAAAGCUCCUGCACUGAUAUCUACUUCGAUAAAUUCGAUCCGUAUAGCUCCAAUAUAUUACACCAUUCCAAUCGGGUUUCUGCUGAUUUUGUUCCUCUGCCGGUGCUGCAGCGGCGGCGGCGGCGGAAAUGGGAAGACGAUGAAAGCUCCGGGAAGGAAUAAUGUAAGGAUACUUAGGCGUAAUUUUGAAAGCAGUCCUAAAUCCUAUUUCCGCGAUCUCCGCUCCCGAAAAAACUAAUUUUGGUAUAAUUAUUUGGUAUUCGAUAUCUACGUAUUUUGUUUAAUUUUUAAG